Molecule: messenger RNA, 5904 nt
Organism: Penicillium verhagenii
Lineage: Eukaryota; Fungi; Ascomycota; Eurotiomycetes; Eurotiales; Aspergillaceae
Gene: stt4
Product: 1-phosphatidylinositol 4-kinase STT4
Exons: 6
Coding region: 1-5904 (1967 amino acids)
Biological process (GO): phosphatidylinositol-mediated signaling; phosphatidylinositol phosphate biosynthetic process
Cellular component (GO): plasma membrane; cytoplasm
Molecular function (GO): 1-phosphatidylinositol 4-kinase activity
Source: RefSeq, a predicted model, not a curated record
AUGGAAGGCCUCUCGGUCGGCGUCAGACGCUCGGCGUUCGAGAAGCUUGCGGCUUUGGCUGUCAAGUCGCCAGCUCAGGAUGGAUCGAGCCUUGAUCGUCUCGCUCAACAGUCGCGACCGACUCGUCCGAUUGAUGGUACGCUGAAUGGGAUACUCAAAAACCAAGCCCCUACGUCUCGAGUUCCAAUGGGGAUCCGUGAACUCGAUGUCCUAUUAGCCUUAUGUAAAGCUGCAUUGUCUGUCAAUGAGCUCGAUCACGCCCGGCGAUUAGUCACUCAACUAUCCCAAUACCUGCCCGAGUCCCCCAGUCAGCUGUUUCGCCCGUCGCCAUUUCUCCAGAGCAUCAAACCGUCACCAUGGGAGACUCUGUCGCACAGCCUGACAUCGGCUUUAUUGUCCCUCGGCUUGAAAUUUCCGACCUUGCGGAAGGAAGCAGUCGCCAGUCUCACUGGGUACCUGAACAAUUGCGCCGAGGCUAUUAGUUCAGUGACGCCGUUCCACUACUCUACAUCCGAAGCUGGAGGACGAGGUGUAGUGCACGAAUCGAUUGCGAUUCUGUCCAUCGCCGUGUCGCUUGUGGGAUUCCUAGAAGCAUCGGCAAAGCACACUGUGUUUUGGACCGCCAGGGAGAAAUUACAGAUCAUCGAUCAUUUACGUGCCAUGCUCUCCGAGUCGUUUCUUAUUGCAGUGGAGACGGCCUCUUCAACCAUUCGCAAUGCUACAGGGAACGACAGCAUCUUCAAGGAUUGGAGAAAAUAUACUCGACGAUAUGCAGCACAUGGGCGGCCCUUGGGCGCCAUGUUGAUGCAGGAGGGCUUCAUGCGCUUUGUGAAAUCCUGCGCGGCAUCCCUGAUCGGGUCGCAAAACUUAUCCGAUGAUCAACUGCUAGAUGAUUAUAUGGCUGGGGUUGGGAUUGCCAAGAGCUAUGAUGAGUCUGACAUUGCUUUGAUCGAGCGAAUUACGGACCUAAUCAGCGAAGAAAUCCAUCUGCUGGAGGACGGUUCGGAUUAUCUCCAAGUCGGCUCGCCCUCUCAGCAGAAGCUAGCUUUCUCCGUGAAAGGCGAUGCCUUGAUUGGCUUCCUGAACUGCGUCGUACUUGGCGAGGAUGCCGCUAAUAACGACGUCUUGCUAUCAUGGCUUGAGGAAUCCUUAAUUGACACCCAGCAAAUGGCAUGUGCGGAGCUGGCCACGACAGCGUUGAAAUGCAUGGCAAUUCUGGCUAGAAUGUCCCCCAAUGGUGCCUCAAUUGCAAGGAGGUGCUUGUUGAGAUUCUUAACCCAGGGUGGUGCUUCCAUUGGCUCUGUGGUUGCCGUGGCUGCUCGAUGCCUCGCCCAGGUUCUUAGCAUCCUCUCGGAAGAUGCUGUGAUCACCACCCUCUACUCUUUAGGAAAUGCCCUGAGCCCAAGCUCCAACAACGAUCAGUCGGCACAGGACCAGUUUACUGGUGAUGCCACUGGCACUGCGAACAACCUGGCAUCCUACCCCCAGCCAAGUAACGGAAGCCAGUUAUCUAUACUAGCCGUUGGCGAGGGAGAAGCCUUUGUUUAUCGAAAUGUUGUUCAUGCCAUCGUGAUAAUUGCCACGAGUUGCGAUGAUGACAAAAUCAGUGCACUGGCGCAAUCCAUGCUUCUACAGAAAGUUGGCAAGAUUAACGUUGCGGUGGACGCCUAUAUCAUUCAGGAGACUGCUGUUCUCGCUUUGAGCAGUGGUAAGGCUGAAUUCCAACUUUUGCUGAAAUUCUAUGCCCGUAUCUACCUCGACGGGGCGCACAAGGGGCUGCCGAUUAUUUCUGAUGCGGUUCAGUGCGCAAUGGCAUACCUUUCCGUUUCCUUGGACCAAAACUCCCCACUCCACGCAAUCUAUCUGACUCACCUUCUGGAGAGUAUUGUCAACAAGGGGGAUGUUCCUGAUCUCGACGCUGAGCGUCACGCGGAGGUCGUUUUCGCUUCUAGUGAUAUAACCCCGCUAUUGAAACCUCUGGCGCUUUUGGUUUCGUCCGUAAAGCGUUCGCUAGAAAACCCGGAUCCCGUGUUAGACUAUGAUGACGCUACCUUGUCCUUAUUCCGUGAUGCCUGGUUCAAUAUUGCCAUCCAUGGUAUUACGUUGAACUCGAGUGUCUUUCACGAGUAUACCAGAGAGCUUCGUCUGUUGGCAAGCCACUCUCCACCCCUUGUGGCGGAAGAUCGUAUGGAGUUACUUGAGAGCGAUGUUGAACUCAAUACUGUGCUCAGAAGAGGUACGGGCCCUCAGCGAGUCUUGGAACAAAAGCGUACCUUGAUUUCAGAGCUGGUUGGCCGUGAAGCCGACGUCAAGCGGUUGGAUUACCCACGAGCCGUGUUUCUCAAUGCCGUGUUGUUGGUCGAAAGUCUCCGCGCAUCCUCGGGAGACUGCACCAAGAUCCUCCGGUACUUCCGUGAUCCUUCUUUAGCCACCCCUGAAAUGGUUGUCUGCAUGAAUGCUGUCGCGGAGAAAACUGUGACUUGUUAUCUUUCGCGCACCUUGUCUGAAGAAUACGACGAAUUUUCGGCGCCAUACCUUUCAAAGCAGCUGGCCGCUUACCUGGUAGCUUGCUGCCAUCGCAUUGAACGCGUACAAAGUAUUGCAACGAUAUGUACGGACAAAAUUAUCAGCCAAUGCCCCUCUGCGCUCUGCGAGAAACACUCCCUUUUUGCUUUGCUUGAGAUUCUCACCGUGAUGUGGUCAUCUUGCCUGCAGGGAGAACUAGAUGAGUUUGAGUGGAAACCAACUUUGGUCUCACCUAUGGGGAUCGUGAAGGUUGAUUUACCAGAUAACUACGCACUUAGAAAAGCGACCCUAGAUCGGUUCCUUGUGCGAGCUAGAACAUGGGUGACUACAGUCUUGAAUAUCGCACCACUAGAUAUCAAGGGACUACUUCAGACAUACCUGUCGGAGUACGACGAUGAUGGUGGCUAUGGCCAUAUUGCUCUAGGCCGCUCCUUCGCUCUCGAGAUGGGAUCCCUGAUCCCACAGAGUGACCCGCGACUAGGAUCCCUUGAAGGUUACAAUGCCCAUGAUGUCAACAUCGCCUCGGAUUUCAUGGCUCUCUACACGACUCGUCAGAAGUAUCGCCGUCCCGAGAUAUCUUCAUCGAUUGUUUCACAUGAUGGAUUCCAUCUUGGUGACAGUCCAAAGGUUGAGGCAGUGACUGAAUCUGAUACUGCUGGUGAUAUCGAACACUCCCUAUCUGUCCUCUACGAACGUAGUAUGGAUGGAGAAGAAAUUCCCUUGAUUGAGGUCAGAGAUGUUCUGCGGCAAGCAGCGGGCCUCAUUUGUAGUAGCAGCCAACCUCGUCUGUCGGUCGUUCAUUACCUGGUGGCAUUGCCUUUUCAAAUCUUCAGCAAGGAAAUCAUCAAAUUGGGCGUUUCUUUAUGGCUUGGUGUCAUCCAUGAAAACCCCAAUAUUGAGCCACGCAUUCUAGCAGAGGUGGUGGAAGCCUGGGAAAGAAGUAUUCACCGCCGAAAGGGAUUGUUUGAUACAUCAUUUGAGCAUUCCGAUCCGCUACAUACCGUGAUCGAGUUAUUACCAACAGAUAAAGCAGCGAUGCUUCAAAAGCAAGAAGCCGCGCAGAAUACACUCUCGCCACAUCUGCGUGUCCUACAAUUCUUCGAGAGCCACUUCAAUGCCAUCCGGCUCGGCAAUUUGCAGGAUCAGCAGUUAUUUGGUCGGUUGAUCAGCAGUACCGUGGUGGGUCUCUCGAAGACCCAGUGCCAUCCUUUAGCUCGCGAGAUUCACUUCCGCAUCGUUCUCUUUGGAUUGAGCGUUUUGAAACACUUCAGCCCUCGGAGCCCUGCUGCAUCUUGGAAACUCAAAGAUCAAAUCUUGACUGCCGCGCUAAGCUGGUUUAGAUACCCACCCAGGUGGUCCUUUGGUGGCAAUCGAUUACAGAUCAAAUCUGAAGAUAAGAUUCUUGGUGAUGUUCUCACUGCUCUGCGGAGCAUUGCAGAGAUAGCUACCCAGUCCCAUGGAGCAUACAAGUCUCUCCAGGCCAAGCAGGAGUUGACUCAAAUUCUUAUCGAGAAUGAAAGAUCACGCCUGCGGGUUUGGCUGUUCCCCUUGGAGCCCGAGCGAAAGCACCACAUGCCAUCGCUUGGUGGCAAGCACACUGUUGAUAGUAUGACAUCUUUCCUUCGACUUGCUUGGGCAGAGAGUCCGGGCCUGGCCAUUCAGCUUGCCACCAGGUUCCCAUCGCCGAAGAUGCAAAGCGAUGUUCGGGGGCUAAUCUUGAACUUUCCUGAAAAUGCCAUCCCGGAGGCAAGUGCUUUGGAAAUCAUGUUUGACUCGUCUCUACCAUCUGAUAGACUAAUUGCGUUGCAGUAUCUACUAUUCUGGGCGCCAGUCAAUCCCACAGAGGCAUUGACCUACUUCCUUCCCGCUUACGGCAACCACCCCUUUAUCCUCCAAUACGCAAUGCGGGCUCUGGAAAGUCACUCGAUGGAUGUUCGCUUCUAUAUCGUGCCACAGCUGGUCCAGGCUUUACGAUACGAUGCCCUGGGCUACGUCGAGCGCUAUAUCCUUGAGACAGCAAAAUUGUCACAGCUGUUUGCUCACCAGGUGAUUUGGAACAUGAAAGCUAACUCUUACAAGGAUGAAGAUUCCCAAGUGCCGGAUCCUCUGAAACCAACACUGGACCGAUUUAUCGAGUCUUUGAUUUCAAGCUUCUCCGACGAAGAGCGCAUUUUCUAUGAAAGAGAGUUCUCUUUCUUCAAUGAGAUCACUGGUAUCUCUGGUACGCUUCGGCCCUAUAUCAAGAAGAGUAAGCCCGAGAAGAAGGAGAAGAUUGAGGAGGAGCUUCGUAAGAUCAAGGUGGAAGUGGGCGUGUAUCUCCCAAGUAACCCUGACGGUGUGGUGGUGGGCAUUGAUCGGAAGUCCGGCAAGCCCCUUCAGAGCCACGCAAAAGCGCCCUACAUGGCAACCUUCCGAAUUCAAAAGACCCGGCCACGGCUGGAGGCUAAUAAGGGAGCUCGUGCUCACGGGAAUGAAUCUCGACAAGUGGCCAAGCGGGCCUCGUACGCCGAACAAGAGACCUACGAGGUUUGGCAGUCGGCGAUUUUCAAGGUCGGCGAUGACUGUCGUCAGGACAUGCUCGCUUUGCAGAUGAUUGCGGCAUUCCGUAGCAUCUUCUCCAGUGUCGGUCUCGAUGUCUGGGUCUUCCCGUACCGAGUCACCUCCACAGCCCCUGGUUGCGGUGUCAUCGACGUGUUGCCCAAUUCGAUUUCUCGGGAUAUGCUCGGGCGUGAGGCCGUGAAUGGAUUGUACGAUUACUUUGUCUCUAAAUAUGGAGGUGAAGAUUCGAUCAGAUUCCAGGAGGCACGCACCAACUUCGUGAAAAGUAUGGCAGCGUAUUCCGUCAUCUCCUAUUUGCUCCAGUUCAAGGACCGACACAACGGCAACAUCAUGAUCGAUGACGCUGGACAUAUUAUCCACAUUGAUUUUGGUUUCUGUUUCGAUAUUGCCCCCGGUGGUGUUCGUUUCGAGCGAGCACCGUUCAAGUUGACUUCGGAAAUGGUUGCUGUGAUCAGUGGGACUCACGACCCAGCUCAUCACCCCAGUGGCAAUGCCGGCCUUGGUUUGCCUGGCAGCCAUUCUUUCAAUCCAACUGCCACUCAGCCUUACCGAUGGUUUGAGUCAAUGGUUGUCAAGGCCUUCCUAGCCUCGCGACCAUACUGCACCAAGCUUUCCCACAUUGUUUCCCUGAUGCUGGAUAGCGGUCUGCCUUGCUUCAAGCCCGAGACCCUUAAGAACUUCCGCGAUCGAUUUGCCUUGGACAAGAACGAGAGGGAUGCAGCUGAACACAUGCGAGACUUGGUACGGAAGUCUUACAUGAGUCGAUCUACUAAGGGAUAUGAUCAAUUCCAAUUGAUGACCAAUGGUAUUCCCUACUGA